AUGGAUCAUAAGUCAACAUUAAAAGUUAUAAGCUUAUUAAAAAUAUUAUCUUUCCUACUUUAUUUUAUUCUUUGGAUAUAUUUUGAAGUUAACGAAUUCAAAUUCUACGAAUUAAAGUCAAAUUCUGCAAAUCUAAUUUUGACUAUUGCUUUUGCUUUUUCAAUAAUAUUUUUUUGUACAGAGACAAUAUCUGCUUAUAUAAUAAAAGGUCUUGGAGGAUGGUUUAUAGCAAACUGUUGGAUGACUUUGUUUAUAUAUUUUAUUCUUCCAUUAGUUUAUAGUGAUAUUGUUAAUGUAGGAUAUUUCGAAGUGGGAAAAGUGCUUCCUGCCCUAAUUGUAUUAUUAUGGAUUAUACAAAUGCUUUCAUUGACUCAAAUUAUUAUUAUCAAUAUACACGUUAAACCUGAUUAUUUGCUAAUUUGUAAAAUUAUUAAACUAUUAUUUAUUACAAUUUAUUUAAUAGAUUACAUUAUUUGGGUAUCUAUGGAGGUAUCUAUAGAUAAAACAAAUGAGAGAUACGAUAUAUCCUAUUUUGGCGUACCUGAGGCUAAAAAUUCUUUUACAAAUGAGAAAUACAAAAUAUACCACUUUAGCAAUCUUAUAGUUGUUUCAAUUGUUGGGUUUAGUAAUUUUCUUUUUGAAGUAGUUAAAGCUUGUACAAAUCAAAAUAUUUCUUUUAUUGGAAACCUUUUCCCUAUAUUAUUCACUUUUAUUUACUUUGGAGUCGCCUUUUCAAAUAUAUUAUUCUUAACAGAAAUAACCUAUAUUAUGCUUGAUGGAUUAAUAUGGAUUAUUUUAAUAUGUAGUUUUGUGGAAAUAGUAUUUUGGCUUAAUAAUAUAAUAAUGAAGCGGAAACUAUAG
Dentiscutata heterogama is the source of this 861-nucleotide messenger RNA. The record is from the annotation of a GenBank genome assembly. NCBI's taxonomy places the organism in Eukaryota, Fungi, Glomeromycota, Glomeromycetes, Diversisporales, Gigasporaceae.